Diabrotica virgifera virgifera (western corn rootworm) is the source of this 1273-nucleotide messenger RNA. RefSeq names its product A-kinase anchor protein 14-like. The transcript has 5 exons. Gene Ontology annotation, cellular component: cAMP-dependent protein kinase complex. Gene Ontology annotation, molecular function: protein kinase A regulatory subunit binding. The record is from RefSeq and is a predicted model, not a curated record. Lineage: Eukaryota; Metazoa; Arthropoda; Insecta; Coleoptera; Chrysomelidae. The coding region runs from base 145 to 1224 and encodes 359 amino acids.
AAACGUCACUAUUUUUUCUUUUUGUUGCUUCAUCAAAAUUGUGGUCUAAAAGUGUAUAAGUGGUUAUUUAAAUGUUAUUAAUGUUAUUUUAACAUAUUAAAGGAAAUCAUUUCAUUAUUAAACACCUAAAAUUUACUUUUUGAAAUGGAAAUACCUUCUUUAAGAUCGAGCGUAUCAUCCGACCAACAUGAAUUAAAACGAAAGUCGUUACUUGGCUCUGGUUCGAAUAAAAGAGUUUCUAUCGACGAAAAGAGCACGAUUGUACAUCUAGUAUAUGACAAAUCACUUCAAGAUGUGGUAGAUCCAAGAGCAUUAUGUACUGCAGAUCUAACUGUAGAAGCAGAUUCAAAAGAUGAUAUACAUAGUCAAUUCACUCUAAACAACACAAACGAUUAUAAAACUGUAUAUGUGAAGUCUUUACCAGAAAUUCAAAGUAUAGAAACAGAUUCUAAACUUGAAAGUUUAAUAGAAACAGAAACAGAAAGUUUACGAAGUGAUCAAAUUGAAGUACAUAUUGUUUUAAAAGAAAUUUUGCAAGGUAUUCUGUCGACUGUCUCAGGGAGAAUGGUUGAAACUCCUAAGCCCCCUCCACGAUCGAAAUCAAUCCUAAUGCCUUGCUUUGAAUUUACGUGUGAAUUUAAAAGAAAAGAAAGGCAGGCCAUUUGUAGUCCUUACAAAGAUCUGGAAAUACUUACGGAAGAGUUCGUAGAUUGCAUUAUCAGCGAGGCCACAGCUGAAGUAGAAAAACAUUUGACCGCAUACACAAGUCAGAAAGUUAAAAAGCACAUGAGAUUAGAAAUUGAUGAUGAAAUUCAUCCUUCUAUAAUGAAGCCCGUUUUCUCUUGGCCUACCAUUAAACAAUUCAACAUAGCCCUAGGUCUUCAAAAAAUAACUGAAUUCAUCAUGGCUUGCGAUGCUAAAGAGCGAUGGUUGUUUGGAGUAUACUAUUUGAGAACUACCAGAGAAGCAAUAUCAGCUUUUUACGAAUAUGAGGUUAUUUGUGGUUUACCAUCGUCAAUAUAUCCAAUAGCACAAGCAACGGCAAGUAUUUAUUUUGUGAUAGAAGUAUCAAACGUUAUACCAUCGACUUGUUCAGUAACGGUAUUUUUUCAAUUCGAAGCGAACAAAAGUGUGUAUAAUGCUGAGACAACCGGACUCAAUGAGACUGCUUUGAUUCAUAUUCUUAAAUCUAAAAUUAAAAUUUAUAGUUCUUUCGAAUACUAAAGUAUACCACUCGAAAAAUUGUGAUGAUAAGUCGAAAAUAAAAAUAUUU